Schizosaccharomyces osmophilus is the source of this 765-nucleotide messenger RNA. It is a transcript of the gene pre10, whose product is annotated as 20S proteasome complex subunit alpha 7, Pre10. Gene Ontology annotation, cellular component: nucleus; proteasome core complex; proteasome core complex, alpha-subunit complex. The record is from RefSeq and is a predicted model, not a curated record. The coding region runs from base 1 to 765 and encodes 254 amino acids. NCBI's taxonomy places the organism in Eukaryota, Fungi, Ascomycota, Schizosaccharomycetes, Schizosaccharomycetales, Schizosaccharomycetaceae. Gene Ontology annotation, biological process: ubiquitin-dependent protein catabolic process. The transcript is spliced from 4 exons.
AUGAGUUCAAUUGGUACAGGAUACGAUUUGGGACUUUUCUUUUCCCCAGAUGGACGUCUGUUUCAGGCGGAAUACGCGUACAAGGCAGUAGAGAAUGGAAGUACUUGUAUUGGAAUUAAAUGCAAAGAUGGUGUCAUUCUUGCUUUAGAGAAAAUCAUUAUCAGCAAGCUAUUAAAACCUCAUGCCAACACCCGUAUAGGAUCGGUCGGUCGUCAUGUUGGUAUUGCGACCACUGGAUUCAUACCUGAUGGAAUGCAUAUUUUAAAACGUGCUAGAGACGAGGCCAACUCUUGGCGUGAUAACUACGGUUCUGCCAUUCCCGGAUCGGUCAUGGCUGAUCGACUUGGCAAUUACGUUCAACUUUUCACUUGCUAUUCGAGUGUUCGUCCUUUUGGUGUCAUGUCUUUUGUUGCUGCAUAUGAUGACCUUGGUCCCCAUUUGUAUAUGAUUGAGCCUAACGGUGUUUAUUGGGGAUACAACGGCAUUUCAGCCGGUAAAGGUCGCCAAAUUGCUCGUAAUGAACUUGAAAAGCUAGAUUUCUCGACUUUGAAAAUGAAAGAUGCUGUUAAAGAGGCAGCAAGGAUUAUAUAUGCAACCCACGACGAGGAACAUAAUAAAGACCAUGAAAUAGAAAUGACCUGGGUUGGUGAAGAAACCAACGGCAUUCAUACGACUGUCCCCGAAGAUCUAUUACAAGAGGCGGAAGCAUAUGCUCGCCGUACAGUUGAAGGUGGUGAGGACGAGGAUGUUCCCAUGAACGAGUAA